Alternaria alternata is the source of this 1595-nucleotide messenger RNA. RefSeq names its product lactonase. The transcript is spliced from 4 exons. Lineage: Eukaryota; Fungi; Ascomycota; Dothideomycetes; Pleosporales; Pleosporaceae. The coding region runs from base 295 to 1494 and encodes 399 amino acids. The record is from RefSeq and is a predicted model, not a curated record.
UCGCGAUAUCCCCAACCCCACGGGGUCAUUGCGCCUAGCUUCAUCACCGGCCUUUCUAAUCCUUGACUAAUUGAGCGCCAUCGGCCCUCUUCCAUGAUGCCAUGCCGAAUGUAGUCGACAGCGAGCCGCAUGAUGACGAAAAUACCGCUAUAUGGAUACAUGCCGAGAUAAUCUAAUUUUCAACAGGCCUAGAGACAAACGGUGAAGAGAUUAUCCGUGCAGAAACCAUGUACUUCUUAUACUGUGGCUGUCCCCAGAGUUUGGAGAGUUACAGUCGGUCAAACUCAAUUCAAGAUGCCAUCUACCACCGUCUUCCUGGCUGCUAGUGCAGCAGUCAGCUAUGCUUUCGCGCAGACUGUACCCGAGUCUGCGCAGAUCGUCGACCAGAAGAGCUUCAAUGUUCUGCCAAAUGUCCCACCGCCUUCCGGAGCUAAUGCUUCAACGCUGUUUGUUUGGCCCGGUGUAACCGAAGAGUCUCUAUCAGCCAAGCCCUUCCACAUCUAUGAUGAGGAAUUCUACGAUGUCAUUGGUGACAGCCCUUCGUUGACCACCAUUGCAACCUCAGAGUCGGACCCCAUCUUCCAUGAGGCUGUCACUUGGUACCCUCCGACUGAGGAAGUUUUCUUCGUCCAGAAUGCUGGUGCUCCUGCCGCGGGCACCGGACUGAACAAGUCUUCCAUUAUCCAGAAGAUCAAGCUUUCGGAUGCCGAGAAAGUGAGGAAUGGAACCCUCGAGGCAGUUCCCGUGACUGUGGUCAACACCUCCAACCCACAGGUUAUUAACCCCAAUGGUGGCACUAACUGGAAGGGCAACAUUAUCUUCGCUGGUGAGGGCCAGGGUGACAACGUGCCAUCCGCGUUGUAUGUUAUGAACCCUCUGCCACCGUACAACACGACCACUCUUGUGAACAACUACUUUGGUCGCCAGUUCAGCUCGCUCAACGACUUGGUCGUUAACCCAACAAACGGUGAUUUGUACUUCACCGACACUCUUUACGGAUACCUCCAGGACUUCCGUCCUUACCCCGGUAUGCGAGAGCAGGUGUACCGCUACAACUUCGACACUGGUGCGCUGACCGUUGUCGCCGAUGGUUUCGGCCACCCCAACGGAAUCACUAUCUCGCCUGAUGGCAAGAAGGCCUAUGUCUCCGAUACUGGUGUUGUAGGCGGAUUCUACGGUCUUAACCUGACUGCUCCUGCGUCGAUCUACUCAUACGAUGUCAGCGAGGACGGCACCUUCGACAACCGCAAGACCUUCGCUUACGUCCCCGCUUUUAUCCCUGACGGUGUACACGCUGAUUCCAAGGGUCGCGUUUACGCUGGUGCCGGUGACGGUGUAUGGGUCUACAACCCUUCUGGCAAGCUUAUCGGCAAGAUCUACACUGGCGUGACAGCGGCUAACUUCAAGUUCGCGGGAGAGGGACGCAUGGUCAUUACCGGACAGACCAAGCUGUUCUACGCCACUGUGGCCGCAUCUGGCGCACCUAUUCAGUGAUCAAUGGAACUUCCAACGUCGCUGCUUAGUUGAUUACUGAGCUGAUACCAUAAUGUGUUACACUGCACAAUUAGACAAGUAAUGUAAUUUGAAAUGCCAGA